AUUAAGGAAGAGGACUUUCAAAUGCGCAGGCGCUGUAAGGAGGAGGCGGAGGCGCAGGAGGCUUGACGGAUUGUCCGCCCGGUUGUCUGGGAGAGUGGAAGCAUGGCGGCGUUUUCAGAAAUGGGUGUUAUGCCAGAAAUCGCUCAAGCUGUAGAAGAAAUGGACUGGCUUCUGCCUACAGAUAUCCAAGCGGAGUCCAUUCCAUUGAUUUUAGGAGGAGGCGAUGUACUCAUGGCUGCAGAAACUGGGAGUGGAAAAACUGGUGCAUUCAGCAUUCCAGUUAUUCAAAUUGUUUAUGAAACACUAAAAGACCAACAGGAAGGAAAAAAGGGUAAAACUACGAUUAAAACUGGUGGAGGAGUGCUGAACAAAUGGCAAAUGAAUCCCUAUGACAGAGGAAAUGCAUUUGCUAUUGGAGCUGAUGGUCUGUGCUGCCAAAGCAGGGAAAUAAAAGAAUGGCAUGGAUGUCGAUCAACUAAAGGUGUAACUAAAGGAAAAUAUUAUUAUGAAGUUUCCUGUCGUGACCAGGGUUUGUGCAGAGUUGGAUGGUCCUCUUCGCAAGCUUCAUUAGAUUUGGGUACUGAUAAAUUUGGCUUUGGCUAUGGUGGAACCGGAAAGAAAUCUCAUAAUAAACAGUUUGAUAGUUAUGGGGAGGAAUUCACCAUGCAUGACACAAUAGGUUGUUAUAUAGAUGCCGAUAAAGGUCAAAUCUCAUUUUCAAAAAACGGAAAAGAUCUUGGACUUGCAUUUGAAAUUCCACAGCACCUAAAAAGCCAGGCACUCUUUCCAGCUUGUGUCCUAAAGAAUGCUGAAUUAAAAUUCAACUUUGGUGAAGAGGACUUUAAGUUUCCACCCAAAGAUGGUUUCACUGCUAUUGAUAAAGCUGCUGAGGGUAAUGUUGUGAAGUCCCAGCACACAGGAAGUGCACAAGUAGCACAGUCCAAGAAUUUACCAAACGCUCCCAAAGCUUUGAUCGUGGAGCCAUCCAGAGAGUUAGCAGAGCAAACACUGAACAAUGUGAAACAAUUCAAAAAAUAUGUUGAAAAUCCUAAAUUAAGGGAGCUCCUGAUUAUUGGUGGUGUUGCUGCAAGAGAGCAGCUCUCUGUUUUGGAGCAAGGGGUGGACAUAGUUGUUGGAACUCCAGGAAGACUGGACGAUCUUGUUUCGACUGGAAAAUUGGCUUUAUCUCAAGUUAGGUUCCUAGUUCUUGAUGAGGCGGAUGGCCUCCUUAGUCAAGGUUAUUCAGAUUUCAUCAACCGCAUUCAUUCUCAGAUUCCCCAGAUAACCUCUGAUGGGAAAAGGCUGCAGGUCAUUGUGUGCUCUGCAACUCUGCAUUCAUUUGAUGUAAAGAAGUUAUCUGAGAAGAUUAUGCACUUCCCCACUUGGGUGGAUUUGAAAGGCGAGGAUUCUGUCCCAGAUACCGUGCACCAUGUUGUUGUUCCUGUGAACCCCAAAACUGACAAACUCUGGGAGAGGCUUGGUAAAAAUCACAUCAGAACGGAUGAGGUGCAUGCAAAGGAUAAUACAAGACCUGGUACAAAUUCUGCAGAAAUGUGGUCAGAAGCAAUUAAGAUUUUAAAAGGAGAAUAUGCUAUUCGUGCCAUCAAGGAACACAAGAUGGACCAAGCAAUAGUAUUUUGCAGAACUAAGAUAGAUUGUGACAAUAUGGAACAAUACUUUAUACAGCAAGGAGGAGGUCCAGAUAGGAAGGGACAUCAAUUCUCAUGUGUUUGCCUUCAUGGAGACAGAAAGCCUCAUGAGAGAAAGCAGAAUUUGGAGCGUUUUAAGAAAGCAGAUGUCAGAUUUUUGAUCUGCACAGAUGUGGCAGCCAGAGGAAUUGAUAUCACUGGUGUGCCUUAUGUUAUCAAUGUCACACUUCCGGAUGAAAAACAGAAUUACGUUCAUCGGAUUGGCAGAGUGGGACGAGCUGAACGCAUGGGCCUGGCAAUUUCCCUGGUGGCAACAGAGAAGGAAAAAGUUUGGUAUCAUUCAUGCCCCAGUCGUGGGAAGAGCUGCUACAAUACUAGACUGAAGGAUGAAGGUGGUUGCACUAUUUGGUACAAUGAGAUGCAGCUUUUAGGUGAAAUAGAAGAGCAUCUGAACUGCACCAUUACUCAGGUUGAGCCAGAUAUUAAGGUUCCAGUAGAUGAUUUUGAUGGCAAGGUCAGUUAUGGGAAAAGAAGAGCAGCUGGUGGUGGAACAUACAAAGGCCACGUGGAUAUUUUGGCACCCACAGUGCAAGAAUUGGCUACCCUUGAAAAGGAAGCUCAGACGUCUUUCUUGCAUCUUGGUUACCUUCCUAAUCAGCUGUUUAGAACAUUUUGAAUUGGGCCUCAGGUGAAACUUCGAUAUUCGGCCUGUAUGAAGAAGAUGCUAUGGCUGUACUGACUUUAUGUCAAUCUUGCAUGUUCGCCAACCUUACAAACCCUGAUGAAUUAGGGUUUUAGCUACUAGUAUUGAUCCAAUAAAAGU
Messenger RNA from Pseudonaja textilis, 2472 nucleotides. It is a transcript of the gene DDX1, whose product is annotated as DEAD-box helicase 1. Lineage: Eukaryota; Metazoa; Chordata; Lepidosauria; Squamata; Elapidae. The record is from RefSeq and is a predicted model, not a curated record. Gene Ontology annotation, molecular function: ATP binding; nucleic acid binding; RNA helicase activity.